This is a messenger RNA of Pungitius pungitius (ninespine stickleback), 4906 nucleotides long. RefSeq names its product desmoglein-2-like protein. Bases 81 to 3416 code for a protein of 1111 amino acids. Gene Ontology annotation, biological process: homophilic cell-cell adhesion. NCBI's taxonomy places the organism in Eukaryota, Metazoa, Chordata, Actinopteri, Perciformes, Gasterosteidae. The record is from RefSeq and is a predicted model, not a curated record. Gene Ontology annotation, cellular component: plasma membrane; desmosome. Gene Ontology annotation, molecular function: calcium ion binding. The transcript has 14 exons.
CUCCUUCCCCGAAAGGGGUCAAAGCCUGUAGCAAACCCUCCCCGAGAAAGUUGUCGCCAUUUCGCCCGAAGGAGACGGUCAUGCUCGUGCAUCUGUCCCCUGUGUUGGAGGCGAUGGCUCCGCUGCUGAAGACCAGCGCCGGUUCCCUGCUGCUGAUGUCCGCGCUUCUGGUUCUUGUGGGGGCCGAGGGAAACGGGCCCGAGCUACGGAGACACAAAAGAGAAUGGAUCAUCGCUCCCAGACAGCUGUAUGAGAACCACGAUUACACCACCUCCACGAGUAUCGCUAAAAUUAACUCGGAUAAGAGCAACUAUACAUCGAUAUUUUACUCUCUAGAAGGGCCGGGUGUUGACCAGCCCCCUAGAGGUUUAUUUGGCAUCGACCGUCUAACUGGCAAUGUGAGAAUCUAUUCCAUUCUGGACCGAGAGAAGAUUCCUUUCUAUACGUUAAGGGGAAUCGCAAAGUACGCUAACGGGGCCAAAGCUGAAAAGGAUAUCGAUCUUAAAAUAAUUGUUUUGGACGUGAAUGACUGCCCACCAGUCAUUAAAGUCCAGCAAGUCGGAUCCGUCAAUGAAUCGAGUGCACAAGGUACCGUUGUGAUGAAAGUUAUAGCUACUGAUGAUGAUGAAGAGAACUCGCUGCACUCCAAGAUUCACUACAGCAUUGUGGAGCAGAGCAACACCGCUGGGAUGUUCCUCAUCAACCCCGAGACCGGGGAGAUCCGGGUUCAACGUAACACUCUGGACAGAGAGAGACAAGAUACUUACACGUUGAAAAUAAAAGUCUCCGACUUGAAUGGGCAAAGUGGAGGAAACACGGGAACCGGUGAAAUUGUGGUCAAAAUUUUAGACAUAAAUGACAACAUUCCGACCCUGGAGAAAGAAUUGUACGAAGGAAGCAUACAGGAGAACACUAUCAAUGUGGAGGUGAUGAGGAUCAAAGCCAUUGACAUGGAUCUGAUUUACACCGACAACUGGCUGGCUGCGUAUGAGAUUGUUUCUGGGAAUGAGGCCGGCUACUUCAGCAUCACCACCGAUUCUAAGACCAACGAGGGAAUUAUCAUGAUUCACAAGGCCCUGGACUUUGAGGAGCAAAGGUUGGUCAACCUGCAAGUGACCGUUUCCAACAAAGCAGCGUACAGCUUCGGCAGCGGCGCUGUGCUCGCUCCCACCCCACAAAAACCCUACCGUGUCAAUAUCAACGUGCUCAACGAGGUCGAAGGCCCCCGAUUCCAACCAAGCGUCAAAGUGGUGACUAUCUCCGAGGACCACACCAUCACCUCCAUCCAAAAAGUAAUCGCCAACUACGCCGCCAUCGACAGCGACACGCUGAAGAUCGCCACCAACGUACGGUAUGCUAAAUUAAAAGACGACGACAACUGGCUGAUUAUUGAUGAAAGAACAGGAGACAUCAAGCUGAAUAAACUACCUGACAGAGAGUCCAAGUUCUUGAUCAAUGGAACAUAUUACGCCAAAAUUAUAUGCAGCACCAACGACGUUCCCUCCAAAACUGCCACGGGGACCAUAGCCAUCCAGGUGGAGGACUUCAAUGACCACUGUCCCGAACUCACCACCAAAAGUCAGACCAUGUGCGUCGAGGACAAUGUGAUCUACGCCACAGCCGUAGACAAAGACAAUUUCCCCAAUUCUGCACCAUUUGAGUUCUCUGUGAUCCAGGUGGGGAAACAGGAGAAAUGGACAGUGGAGCAUUUUAAUGAAACCACAGCCAUUCUGCGCGACCAAGCCAACCUGUGGCCAGGCACGUACAAAGUGGCAGUGGAGGUCAAAGACCAGCAGGGAAAGUCGUGUGAUCCUGUUCAGAUGAUGGACCUCGUUGUGUGUAAUUGCGAGACGAGCACGAGGAAGUGUAGCUCCCGCGCUGCAAGGACCACCGUUUUUGGGGCUUCGGGUAUCCUGCUUAUGCUCCUGGGACUGCUGCUUCUGCUGUUGCUUCCCCUCCUGCUGCUGUUCUGCCUGUGUGGAGGUACAGCAGCAAUUGGAGAUUUCAAGGGCAUUCCAUUUGACACCAAACAACAGCUCAUCGCAUAUCACACUGAGGGACAGGGAGAUGACAGGGAAGUUCCUCUUCUACAUGUGCCGGAUCAAGUUCAUAUUGGCACAAUAAAUGCCAAGAACAAAAACACCUAUGCAGGGUACCCAGGAGGACUGAUUGAAUUUGCAGGCGCAGGCGGCACCCUACAGAACUCCUUCUACUCACGCGGGAACCAGGAGCUGUACAACCAACAUCACAUGUCCAGCGCGCAGGGGGGGGUGGACUACGUGGACGCUGGCAUGAUGACAGGACAAGGGCGAGAGCAGCUCUUCUCCCGGUACAGAGCGGAGGCCUUUGAUGGGAUGGCUCUAUCGGAUCACUUCCUGGGGGAGUAUUAUUCAAGUAAAUCCAACCACGCUGCUCACCAAGCUCAGGAAAAGGACAAUCUUCUGAUCUAUGGCUACGAGGGACAGGGGUCUCUGUCGGGGUCUGUGGGUUGCUGCAGCCUUCUUGACAACGAGGACGACCUGGCCUUCCUGGAUGACCUCGGGCCUAAAUUCAAAACCCUGGCUGAGAUCUGCAAGGGGUCGGCCGUGGUGACUGAGUCUGCGGAUGCACGGGUUUCCUUCUCUCCGCCCAGGCCAGUGUCUCCUCCCUGGCCCUCCACCCACACCCACGUCAGUACUCACACAGAGACGACCAGGGACAGGGCCCGGGACCACUCGAACAUCAUCACCCUCAACACCUCCAACGUGGCGUCUGGAUCCUCCACCGUUGUGCAGGAGGAGCGAAUCACCGAGAGAAGCCUCGCUUCAGCCACUGCUCCCAGGGUACUGGUCCAAGACAACAUUGUGAUCCCCAGUCAGACGCUGCUCGUGCAGCAGCCCACUAUGUACUACGCUGCCUCUCCCAUGUAUGUAGUCGAGCCCAAUCCCCAAGUGGUGCUGGUGGCAGGGGGGGCCCAGCAUGCAGUGGGCCAAGUAGGCCAAGUCGGGCUAAGUCAGGGGCUGGUGCAGGUUAGCGGGAUGCAAGGAACUCAGGGUGUGGUCCUGGUAGACAGACAGGCAGGAAUGGGGGUUGUGCCAGGGCAAGUAGCACAAGGUAUUUCACAAUCAAGCCUCUCCAGAUCCAGCCAGGUGUUCCUGGUGGAGGACGGGCCCUCGGGUAGGGAGCAAGGCGUGAGCUUGGCGCAGGGAAUCGGUCAGACGGGACACAGGUUUGCAGAGCAGGGUUCAGGGAUCAGAGAUCUCGGUUUUCAGUUUCAAACGCAGAGUUUUUCACUGGCUUCCGACGGUGCCACGGGAUCAAGUGGGGAUUCUGCUCAGGCAGCCGCGCCCAAAUCGCAAGGCAGACAGAGAGUGGUUGUGCAACGUAAGAAGGUCUCAGUCACUGAGAGAAACAUUGAGUCUAGUACAACAGCGUAAAGCAGCCGUUUUUCUCGGCAUUUCAACUCAUGUCACACAUGUUUUGAUACACACUGAAACAUAUUUUAGUGUACUAAAGCCUAAUGCUGUAAAUAAAUACACAUAUGUUGGUGUAGACAGAUUGUGAUGAAAUGGGGAAAAACUGGUAAAAGGAUUGUUUAGUCCGUUAGACUAAAAGUGCAAUUGUGCAUAGUAAUAACACAACUGACUGUAGUGAUAUUGCGUGAUAUUGACUAUCUCACUAUUGGGGCGUGAGAGAAUUGGAUUUCCACUCUAAUUCUGUAUAGUAAAAUACUAUGGAAUACUAUAGCAUUAAAAAAUAUGUUGAUACUAAAAAGUGUAUGCAGUUUUUGGAGGCUACCUGGGCAAACAAACAUUAGUUGAAAGUACACACUAUAUAGUAUUAGUUUCAAGAAUAUAAAUGGUACAAAGAAACUCAUUCUAUUGUUACACCGCAGUGUCCCAAUAUUGAUUAGUUGUACACGGAAUGGUGGCCUUAAAAACCCUGUAUUGAAUUUCAGCUACAAAACUUGAAUGGCUACAGUGGUGGGAACAGCUAAAGUAAACACAACUACAACUGGAAAUAAAUAAAAAAUGCUCUCCCAACCGACAGGAAAAUGAAAAAAGCAGACCAUGAACAAAAAGAUCAGUGUGCACUUGAACCCAAUCCCCUCGUGUAAAUAGUCUUGUCAUUGCUACCGAUUAUAAAAUUGUCCUUUUUCCCCUUGAUUGGCAGAUCUAUAGAUGCUUUAGUUGGGUUUUAUAAUAUGCAGGCUUUACCCAUAAGCCUUUCUGCAACAUUUACACUGUUGAAUGUAGUUAAAGUGUAACUAAUCAGGAAGCAUGUAUGGCUUCUGCGUGGAGCACAUGCAAAUUCUGUUUGUGCUGUUGAACUGACGCAGAAAAACCAAAGCCAAAGGACGUAGUAUACCAAGAAGGGAGAUGGCAGUUUGUUAUCAAUAAGACAAAAUAGUCACCACGGACUGUAAACCAAAGAAGAGACUACUAAAAAAAAUAUCUAAAAUGUAUUGUUGUACUUUAAAUCUUUCUAUUAUUUCUACUGAGCUGCGUGUUUUUAAAUAGUGAUUUUCUAAAAAACUUGUUGAUUCCAAAAGAUCUAAGUGACAAUUCUGAAAGAAAGAAAAGAAGAUGUACAUUUUAACUGAAGACCUUAUUUUUACAAAUACAUCCCAUCGUUAUUCGAUUUUUGAGGCUGUUGUGUGAGUGCAUGUGUAUGAAGCUAACAUGUGUGGGGAUAACCAGAUAAAUGACAGACAAGCUUGCUAAGCACUGAAAACAUGCAAUCCAAUGAUUCUAAUAUUGCUGCAUUUGCUAUUGAUGUGUUGAAUUCCAAGCUUUGGUGUUGAAUGAGCUGUAUAAAUAUUGCAAACUGCAUAUUGCUUUAGAAUAGGACUGCGCUAAAGCUGUGUCGGACACAAUGGUGAGAAGUUUUGCACAUCCUGUCGUAAUAAAAUCAGAUGUAAAAGAGA